Molecule: messenger RNA, 2246 nt
Organism: Lactuca sativa (garden lettuce)
Lineage: Eukaryota; Viridiplantae; Streptophyta; Magnoliopsida; Asterales; Asteraceae
Source: RefSeq, a predicted model, not a curated record
AAUAGGUCCAUCUGCGAAAUACUCUCACUCUAUCUGCGAAAUCGUGGUUUUUUUUGUAUUAUUUUUUUUUUUAAGUUUGACUAUGAAAUGAAUUGGUUUGACUACGAAAUCAUGUUGCUAUAUAAAAAGUUUUGUAGAAAAAAUAUCAUUUUGGUUGUUAUUUGUUUAGGAACUCUCUCUACAAUUUGCUCAAAAAAUGAUUGAAUAUUUGGUUUGUCUUGUAACCGGUGGGAGAUGGCAAGUUAAUGGAACUAAUCUGGAAUACAUAUGUCUACAGGGAGGUAUUUCUAAACUUGCUUUGAUAUUUUCUGAGUAUAUUAGUUAUAGUGAUUUUGUAUCUUUGGUAAAAAUUGGUUUGUUAGACAAAUAUAGAAUUAGUCUUCGUUUCCACCAUCCUGAAUUAAAUUAUUAUAUAGCUAUAGUUGAAGACAUGGAUGUUAGAAUGUUGAUAAACGUAACCAAAUGUAGUGGAGGAAGGGCUGUGAAAGUGUUUGUGGUGGUUGAUGAAGUUGAGGAGGUUAAUGGGGGUGGUGAAAUUGGAAACCAGCUUGUUGGUAAUUUAUGCAGUUAUAAAGGGAGCAACGAUCCGAUAGGUACUUUCAAUAGUCCUAGUGUACCUCAGUUUCACAGUGUUGUUGAAAAUGUUAAUGUUAGUUAUUCACCUAUUCACUAUGUGGAUCCCGAGAAUUACAAGUCUGUUGGUGAUGAUGAUGUUGGUACAUAUCUUAAUCAUGUGGGUGGUCGUUGUGAUGAUGUUGCCGAACAAGAAGUUAAACUUAUGAAUAGGCGUGUGGUAGAUAAAACUAAAAAGAAAAAAAAUUCAAGUCAAAAAAAUGAAAAAAAUCAUGUUUACGGGCAUUAUGUUGAUGUUGGUGAUGUAUGUUUAGAUAUAACCGAGCUACAAAGCAAUUCCGAUAGAGAUGAGUUGGGUGAUGGAGUUAAAGCUAAGUUUCCCGAUAAUCUUUUUCACGGUAUGCCCUCUGUACCAGCAUGACCAGUUGAUAUUAAUGAAGAUAUCCCAACACAGAUGGUAGACAUGAAUCUUCAAAAGAUUCAAUGUGAGAGUACAUUUAAAAACAAAGAACUUUUAAAGCGGUGUAUUGGUAAAAAAUGUCUUCGAGAAGGUUUCCAGACGAGGACAAGUAGAUCCACCAAAUCAAGGUAUGAAGUUGUGUGUGUUUCGAAAAAUUGUUCUUGGUUACUAAGAGCAAAAGCAAUUAAAAAUUCUGAUGGACUUUUCCAAGUGAAUAAAUUUGUUGAUGUACACACAUGUUCUUCAACAUUGUUGCAACCUAAUCAUCGACAAGCAAACAAAUAUGUUUUGGGUGAAUAUGUUGCUGAUGUUUUGGCUGAAGACUAUAGUAGAGUUUAUCGGGGAAAAGAAAUUGUUAAUGAUAUGAAUGCUCAAUUGAAUAUCAAUAUCUCAUACCAUCAGGCAUGGCGUGUGAAGCAAUAUGCAUUGUUGUCGUUAAGGGGUACGAAAGAGGAUUCUUUUACCAAACUUCCAGCGUAUUGUCACAACUUGGCCAAACAUAAUCCGGGUAUUGUCACACAUAUUAAAACAGAUGUUGAUGAUCGCUUUGAGUUUUUGUACGUCGCACUUGGUUGCUCGGUACGAGAUUUUGUCAAUUUUUGUAAGCCGACCCUAGUAGUAGAUGGAGCUCACCUAAAGGGCGAGUUCAAAGGUACCAUGCUACUUGCAGUUACUAAGGACGGACAAAACCAAAUAUUACCGGUUGCAUAUGGUAUAUGCAAAAAUGAGUGUACCGAUUCUUGGACAUGGUUUUUUCAAAAACUACAUGAUUGCAUAGGAAAUAUGCAGGAGCUUACAAUUAUAUCUGAUAGGUCUCCAUCUAUAGCAACAUCCGUUGCCAACAUUUUUCCUCACGCUCAUCAUGGAAUAUGUGUUGUCCAUUUGUAUUUCAACAUAGUAUCUAUAUUCGGCAAGAGUAAGACGGUUAAAUGAAUUUUUUGGGAGGCGUGUAGGGCGUACACAGUUGAUGCUUUUGAUGCUGCCAUGGAUGUUAUGAAAAAGACAAAAGAACCAGUAUGGGAGUACUUAAAAAGUAUAAAUCCAGAAACCUGGUCAAGGGCACAUUUUAAAGGGAACCGAUACAAUCUUAUGUCGUCCAUCAGUGCGGAGUCUAUAAAUGCAUUAUCUAGACACGCACGUAAGGUGUCAAUACUUAUGUUGAUUGAUUUUUUUCGUGCUACAAUGCAGCAAUGGUGGUUUCAAAGACGUAACU